Numida meleagris (helmeted guineafowl) is the source of this 504-nucleotide messenger RNA. Its product is annotated as gallinacin-2. The record is from RefSeq and is a predicted model, not a curated record. Lineage: Eukaryota; Metazoa; Chordata; Aves; Galliformes; Numididae. The coding region runs from base 106 to 300 and encodes 64 amino acids. Gene Ontology annotation, cellular component: extracellular region. Gene Ontology annotation, biological process: defense response. The transcript is spliced from 4 exons.
GGUCUCAGUCCCACAGCCAAAAUCCCCUGGAAGGAAGGGAGCAAGAGGUGUUCUUGUUUGGCUUCUGGGCUCAUCUAAGAUCUGCAGCUCAGCAAAUCUGCAGCCAUGAGGAUUCUUUACCUGCUUUUCUCUCUCCUCUUUCUGGCACUCCAGGUUUCUCCAGGACUGUCAUUGUCCCGGCGGGACAUGUUGUUCUGUAAUGGAGGGUCCUGUCACUUUGGAAGAUGUCCCAGCCAUCUAAUCAAAGUUGGGCGCUGCUUUGGGUUCCGUAACUGCUGCAAGUGGCCAUGGAACGCAUAAAAACUUCAUGGCCUGUCCAUUCAAGAGCUUUGAAAACUUCUUCCAGGAACUUGCUCUGAAUCCCCUUCACGCUACAGCAAAGCCUCAGCAGCAAGAAGACACCUCUCCUGUUUAAUGCGAUAUGUUUUGUGUUGUAGAGUAAAUACAAAUAUCUUCUGCAUUGCCUUUCUUCCUUUUGAAUAAAUUGUCAUUGCGUAGCAUCCA